AUGGCAGCCAAAAAAACCCAAUCUCUCACCCUACCUUUCAAGACACGUGUACAAGUCGCAUUACUCGGCCUCGUCAUUGACGGUGUUCGUCGAAAUAACGGCACCAUCAACCGCGGUGUCAUGAAACUGUUUGACCGCCGCGUACCUGCCAAACCAAUCUCAAGUAACUCAGUCUCCUCCCACGACGUCGUUUUCGAUCCUUCUAACAACCUCUGGUUCCGCCUCUUCGUCCCUCACAAAGCCGACAUUGUUGCGUCACUCCCGAUCAUCGUCUUCUUCCACGGAGGAGGUUUUUCCCUCCUGAGCGCCGCAUCUAGCGUUUAUGACGCCGUCUGUCGCCGCUUUGCUCGUGAGCUAAAAGUUGUCGUCUGCUCCGUCGAGUAUCGCCUCUCGCCGGAGCAAAAGUUCCCUAGUCAGUACGAUGACGGUUUCUCCGUCCUCAAGUUCCUGGAUAAACCUCACAAUCGUCGCGACAUUCCUCACUGGCCGGGAAAUGCUGAUGUAUCAACUGUCUUCCUUGCCGGAGAUUCCGCCGGCGCUAACCUCGCACACCACCUUUCCGUCAGCUAUGCAAAAUCAUCAUCCUCCUUUUCUCUCCUCAAACUCGCCGGACUCAUUAACAUCCAGCCUUUUUUAGGCGGGAAAGAACGAGUCAACUCGGAGGUUGAACUUGAAGGGAUGCCAAUAGUUUCGCUAGAGAGAAAUGAUUGGAUGUGGAAGGCUUUUUUACCCGAAGGAAAAGAUUUAGAUCAUUGGGCCGUGAAUGUAUGUGGGCCCAACGCGUUGGAUAUACGUGGGCUUGAAUUGCCACCCGUAUUAUUGUUUGUGGGUGGAUUUGACCCGAUGAAGGAUCGGCAAAAGAAGUAUUAUGAGUGGUUGAGAAGAAAUGACAAGGAUGUGAAGUUAGUGGAGUAUUCUGAUGCGAUUCAUGCAUUUUACAUUUUCCCUCAAUUGCCUCAUGCUAAUUUGUUGAUGGCUGAAAUUAAGGACUUUAUUAACAAGCAUAAGUUCUAA
This is a messenger RNA of Spinacia oleracea (spinach), 1014 nucleotides long. RefSeq names its product probable carboxylesterase 18. Gene Ontology annotation, molecular function: hydrolase activity. The record is from RefSeq and is a predicted model, not a curated record. NCBI's taxonomy places the organism in Eukaryota, Viridiplantae, Streptophyta, Magnoliopsida, Caryophyllales, Amaranthaceae. The transcript has a single exon. Bases 1 to 1014 code for a protein of 337 amino acids.